Messenger RNA from Hibiscus syriacus, 5365 nucleotides. RefSeq lists its product as uncharacterized. NCBI's taxonomy places the organism in Eukaryota, Viridiplantae, Streptophyta, Magnoliopsida, Malvales, Malvaceae. The record is from RefSeq and is a predicted model, not a curated record. The transcript is spliced from 10 exons. The coding region runs from base 4056 to 5351 and encodes 431 amino acids. Gene Ontology annotation, biological process: maturation of LSU-rRNA from tricistronic rRNA transcript (SSU-rRNA, 5.8S rRNA, LSU-rRNA); maturation of 5.8S rRNA from tricistronic rRNA transcript (SSU-rRNA, 5.8S rRNA, LSU-rRNA). Gene Ontology annotation, cellular component: nucleolus.
UCAAUUCCUCAUAAGUCAAUGAUAUCCUUGUAUGUGUGCAAUACUUUGAAAUAUCUCUUGCAGACACAGGUAGAUGCGGGAUUAUUCUCUGAUUUAAUUCAGUCAGUUUUGUCCAAGGGAAUUGGUGAUCGCCAUUCCAUGGUUUAUGAUACUGGGGAUUUCUUAUGUGAGUGGAGACCAUUGAAAAGUUUGUUGUACUUCUCAAAAAAUGCAUUGUGUCAACAACCUCAGUACAUCCUUUCAAUUGACAAAACUGCCAUUGCUACUGAUUGUUCUUUUGCAAAGACACUUGAUGAGGUGAAAAAAACUAUUAGAAAUGAGCAUGGUGGUGAACUGGCUGGAAUAGUUAAAGGCUUUUAUUCUGCCAUUGCUAUGUGCUACACCAGAGGAUCUAUUAAAGAAUUUUCCUUUGGUUAGGACUUUCUCUGAAGCUUGGAGUAGCUCUCCCUCUAUUGUCAUCAAUAAUAUUUAGUGAGCAAAAUUUUCUUGUUGGUCUUUCUAAUUUAUGGCCUGAAGUAUUUUUCCCUGGUUUGGAAUUGGCUAUGAUAAUGAUCCAUCAAAAAGGCAACGGUGAUGUUGAAGGAAUGCCCUCUGACAUUGAUUUUGAUACAAUAGAAUCAGCUGCGACAGCAUUUAGUUUGUUUUUGAAGCAGAUUCCCUUUCAUGUGCUAUUUUCUGCAGUUAUAAGUAUUGAUACUCUUUAUUUAUCCGAGGACUCCAAAAUUCAGGACUUGCUUUUGGCAAUAAGGUCAGAAUGCACUAGUGAUUAUGUCAUUUCCUGUCUGCACAUUGUAUUAUUUUGGUUUUAUCAUGUACGAUUCUUUUAUAGGAAUAAACAGUUAAAUGAACUGGAACGACUUUCUGAUACAUGUUUGAUUCUUGUAAAGAACAUGUUUUCUCGACUAUUGACUUUAAAGCCUGAGUUUGAAUGUUCAACAGAUAGUGAGGUUCUUUUGUCAGCAGAAACAAUAAGAGAAGUAUCAAAAACCAUCUUAUGUCAUCCUGAAGUGAUGUCAUCACUGAAUUGUCCUAUGAGUUGGAAUAAGGAGGUUAGUCAGAUGACAACAGGACUCGUAUGGAAUGAUUUAGAUACUUUUUUGAGUUUAUAUAGGCAAAGGCUUCAUAAAUUGGAUCAUCAAAUUCUGGAUCUGUUGACUGCCACUUUGGACUACUACUUGUCUGUUUCCAAAAGCCAUUAUUCUGUCAUUGAAGAUGGAGCAAAAAGGAAAUUUCAAAGGGCUUUCAGUUCCUUGGUACAAGGGCUGUUUAUGGACUUAAGGAACAGGUUUGAUUUGUGUAUUGCUAGUGGAUAUUCAUUGCCACUUUUCUCAUAAUUUUGUGCUGUACAUGCUCUGAUUCAAUCUAUAUCACCUUUUGAGCUUCUUGAAUUGGGGCAUUGGAUGUUUAGUAGAAUUGAUGUGAAUGAACUGACAGUUGAAAAUGAUCAUGUAAUGUCAGCUCUCUGUGUUGGUUUUUCAAUUGUUGGUGGUGCUUUUGAAGUUCUCUCUGCUUAUUUUCAGCAGCCUCUAAUAAAGGGAGUACCAUUUGAUUUCUUAUGGGAAGUGGAAGAUAAGACUUUUGAUGUUAAUCUUUUGGAGGAUAUCUAUGUUAAAGUUUGUAAACUUGCCUGUAAUUUCAAUUUGGAUUUUGCUGAUUCGUGUUUACUCAGAUUUGUUAGUGCUGUGUAUAGGCAAAAAAACAUGCAUAAUCAUGAACUGCAUCCGUCAAGUGUAGCAAUGUCAAGGGUUAUAAUCAGCACUCCUGUAGAAAUGGUUGCUCACUGCAUUUGUAGGACUAGCAUUGUGAAAGCUAAAUUGUUGCAUCUUCUUAUUGAGAUGAGUCCCCUGCAUUUGUCUAUCUUUGGGAAAUUAUUUUUAAGCAUCUUAAACAAAAAUUUUCAGUCCAAUGGCAUUUUGAUUGAAGAAUUCUCUAGCUAUGCCCUUUCAUAUCAGGAUUAUAUGAUGCUACUUCCGGCUGCUUUAUCAUUGCUAAAUUCAGCUUUUGUGAAAUUUGAGAAGCAUUUUUUCCAGCACUUUAAAACUAUACCAUCUUUUUAUUCGAGGAUGUUGUUGGAUGGUUUCAUGCAUUGGAAGAGUUUUGUGUCCGGAGAUAUAUUUCAGGAGGAGUACAACGAGACCUUACCAUCUUCUUCUGAAGAACUUUUUAAUCUGGUUGAUGGAAGUCUUCUUGGGAAAUCAAUUCAUAUGCUAAGAUAUCACUUUUUCUUAGCUGGAGAUUAUGUGAAACUGAAAAAGCGAUUGGAGCUUUUUAAUUCCAUUUUUGCAUAUUCUGUUACACAUGGAGAACUGAUUGAUUGCGAUGUUGAAAUGGAUUUUAAUUCAGUUAACAAGUCAAUGAAUCAUAUUAAUGAAGUUAUUGCCAAAAUAUCAUUCUGCAGGAUGCUGUUAUUUCCAGAAGAUGAUAAAGUUCUGUUUAUGGCCAAAGAAGCGGGUGAAGGCUUGAAAGAAGCCUCAGUAAUACCAGUGUCUAAUAAAGUGGACUCAGCAAGAAUGCAUUUUAUGAAUGCUUUAGUGGGUGCAUGGAAAUGGAUGGUUAAGAAAUUACCUUUAGUUCCUGGGCAUUCGACAUCAAUAUUAGCAAGUAAUGGGGAUUGCCAAGGCUUGUACAGAUGUUCAGAAGCUUUCAUCUUGAGAAAUAUUCUUCAACUGACCAGAAAAAUGCAUAGCCAUCUAAUUCAAUUGCAAUCUAUUCCUUUUGUGGAGCAGUUGAUGAGAUCCACUCUCCUCCACAGAUUUGAAGAUCCCAAUACACUGAGAAUUCUAAGAAGCAUUCUUUUAUCGCUGUCAGAGGGAAAUUUUUCGCGUGUUCUAUGCCUUCAAAUGUUGCUUGGUCACUCUCAGUUUGGCCCAAUGAUUCACUAUCUCUCUAAACCAUCUGUCUCAGAGAUUGGUACAUUUUUCAGGCCUAUGUCCAGUAUUCUAAGGUUGCUUGUUAUCCCUCAUAUCCCUUCAGAUAUGGCAGAUGGCAAGGAUGACCAGGAAGCAACUGAAAUGUGUAAGAAACAGUUAGAAAUUCUUAAGUUACUUAGAAUACUCCUUCAGUCUGGCACUAAUCAGUAUGGUUUUGAUUCUGGAAAUGAUAAUGGCAUAAACCUUAAAGAAUUGCAUUUGUUGCUUUUAUCUUCUUAUGGUGCAACUCUUAGUGAAAUUGACUUGGAGAUAAACAGUUGAUGAAUGCGAUUGAGUCUAUACAUUCGUCGGGAGGAUCUGAAUAUAUUAAAGAAAUGGAUUACCUUUGGGGCACGGCUGCAACGAAAGUAAAAAAAGAACACAUGCUGGAGCACGGUGCUUCUACUGAUGUCAUGAAUGAUACUGAAACAGUUCAAGACGGUAGAAAAAAUAAGUACAGGGAGAAUAUUAUGGUUGACCCAAAAGUAUGUGCUGCAACAGUGUUGCACUUCCCUUAUGAUAGAACUAGUAAAGAGCAUUUAUCCUUGAACAAGUCUCUAACUGAUAAUCAUAUGGAUAUGAUUGAGCCAUGUUCUCUUGGUGCUGGAAAAAAUUUGCUAUAUGAUCCUGUUUUUAUCAUGCACUUUUCAAUUCAUAGCUUAUCAGCAGGCUAUAUUGAACCAGUUGAGUUCACUGGUCUAGGCUUGCUAGCUGUCGCAUUUGCUAGUAUGUCUUCUCGUGAUGUUGGGAUUCGAAAAUUGGCAAAUGAAGUUCUAUAAAGAUUCAAGAUUUCACUGGAGGGGUGUCAGAAGAAAAAAGAUGUUAUGCGACUUCGCCUGUUGUUGAUUUAUAUUCAAAAUGGAAUAGAAGAGCCAUGGCAAAGAAUUCCUUCUGUUGUAGCCCUCUUUGCUGCAGAGAUGUCCAUGAUUUUGUUGGACACUUUGCAUGAGCAUUAUUCAACCUUAAAUAAGCUUUUGAUGAACACAUCUAGGGUGAAUAUGAAGCAAAUACCCCUGUUCCAUGAUUUUUUCCAUAGCAAUGCUGUUAACUAUAGGGCGCAGGCUCUAGAUACUUCGGCUAGCCUAUGCUGGGCUUAAUUUAGAGGAUGCUCGGUUGUAUAUCAAGAGCUCUAUUCUAGAGACUUUAAUGAGUUUUUAUGUUUCCCCUCUUUCAGAUGUCGAGUCCAAAACAAUAAUUCUUCAGAUAUUGAAAAAGUCUGUGCAGUUGCAUAAAACGGCACAUUAUCUGGUUGAACGCUGCAGUCUGUUUCCAUGGUUGUCAUCUAUUCUCUCAACCUAUAGCAGUGUGCUACUUAGAGAUGAAAAAAAAUGUUUCUCAACUGAGUUGGCUGUGGUUAUAGAGAUUGUCAGAGUGGUCAUAUCAUCAAACAAUAUCGCUGAAUGGUUGCAAAGCUGCGCCCUUGAACAGCUUAUGUUACUUACAUCUCAUCUAUAUAAGCUUCUAGUCAGUGGCAAGAAGUUGAUAAAUGAAAACUCCGCUUUCAAGAUUAUCAUAUCAACUUUAAAGAUUUCCCAGAAAAGGAAAAUCUACCAACCUCAUUUUACCCUAUCACAAGAGGAUUUAUUCCAAAUCUACGUAGCUGUUAGUGAAGAUGACAUUGGAAGAUGUGCGAAUGCCAAGCUCGCGCUUGAAGCAAUACUUUUGAGCGGACCUUCUCUUGACAUUUUCUGCAUGAAUCAAGAGAAGCUCUCAAGUUUUCUGAUUUGGGCUACUUCUAUAGCUUUGAAUUCCAACCCUAGAAAUGCAUUUCAGUGGGAAGAAGCUGGUCUCCAUGUUCCACUUGUCUCGAGGGAAGCAUCACAAGAGGAGUCCUUCACAUCGAAACUUUUACGCUGGCUGACCGCUUCUAUCAUUCAUGGGAAACUCUCUCGGAAUACUAACAGUUCAACCUCCAAACUUUCAGCUCAAUCUAACUUGAAAACUCUUCGGUCUCUGAUGGAAUAUGUGGCAAAGGAGGAUAAAGAAAACAACAAAAGAAGCUGUGACUUGGAUGAGAUGUUAGCAGCCCAAGUGUUUUAUCUCCAGCAGUCUCUUGGCAUAAAUUGUAGUGUUCUUGCAUCUGCUGUCUCUGCGCUCAGUCUCCUACUCCUUUCUGAUGAUUCCAAAUUCACAGGAUCGGAUUUCAUGCGCAGCUUUAGGACGUCGGUGAUGACGCUAUGUUCGAAGAUACGCUGCCCUCCCGAGCUUAAUCCAGCUUGGAUAUGGUCAUUUGAGGAGCCAUGGGAGGAUGAUUCAUGUCAACUCACCGAGUUGGCGAGGAUUGAUGAGCUUCGUGCCUGCCAAUCAUUGUUAUUGACUCUCUCCAAUGUGCUUCAGAGGAGGCCUUCAAAAUUUCAGGGCUUAUCACUGCAUCUGCAUGAUGUGGACAACUCUGGUGUAUUUAAUUGGGAAACGGGUAUUUUGACUUCUCAGUUGAAUUAAUGAAACUGAUUACC